UUAAGAGAACUUAUGGAGACAUAAAUAUGUAUAAAGACCUUAAUCAUAAUGAUACAAUGCGUGUGGAAAACAAAUUGUCAAAACUUGAAGAGAAAGCAUCAAAAGUAGUCAAAGAUAUUAUCGAGACAUCUCAAUCAAAUGGCCAAAUUGUUUUGUUUAGAAAAAAUGUUGCUGACUUACGCAAGUUUACAGAUAAUAAAUUUGAUAUCGUUACUCGCACAAUGAUAGAAAAAUUUAUGCGGGAACAUGAUUUAAAAAAUCCACAGGAAGUGUGGUUGCAGAAUGUACGAGAAAUAUUAGAUACUCCCCAUGAAGAUGUUGAAGACAACCCAAGAGUUUUUAUGGUAGAUAAAAUGGAUUAUAAGCUAC
Molecule: messenger RNA, 369 nt
Organism: Racocetra fulgida
Lineage: Eukaryota; Fungi; Glomeromycota; Glomeromycetes; Diversisporales; Gigasporaceae
Source: the annotation of a GenBank genome assembly